Molecule: messenger RNA, 2074 nt
Organism: Nematostella vectensis (starlet sea anemone)
Lineage: Eukaryota; Metazoa; Cnidaria; Anthozoa; Actiniaria; Edwardsiidae
Product: acetylserotonin O-methyltransferase
Exons: 3
Coding region: 703-1770 (355 amino acids)
Biological process (GO): methylation
Molecular function (GO): S-adenosylmethionine-dependent methyltransferase activity; O-methyltransferase activity
Source: RefSeq, a predicted model, not a curated record
CCAUAUAUUACGUUACGAAAACCCCCCAAAAUCGUAUAUUACACAUAAAUAUGACAACAACAAGGCAUGUUCUAAGUUUUAAGGCAAUUUUAUUGGCAAUGUUUCACAAAAAAUCGCAACUUCAAUCCACUCGUUUUACCUCUAAGAAUAACAGCCGAUUCCAAGCUACGAACAAGCUUCAAACCCAUUGCCUGGGCUACCUGUGGUCUAUCACACUGCAAUUUUUUAAAGCAAUUAAUUAAAAUAUUACGGCGUUAUGAUCAAUAUAUCUUUUAGAUUGUAAUUUAUACAAAGAUUGGACUGCUUUCUGAAUUGUCAUGUGACGAGUGAAAUACAUACAAAGGCAUGCUUCCCGAUUUAAGUCUCUUUCCCCCUAGGGGAAGAAUUUUACAAAAAGGAAAAAGUAUUUCACGGUAUGGACCUCCCAGCUGAUAUAUAACAUAUAUAUAUCUUUUAAUCAGCCUUUGUUAAAGUAAAUAGGGUUUGUGUGAAUUUUACGUUUUCGUGUCCCCUGAGAUGUAAACAGGUUUUUUUUUUGCUCACAGUUCAAAGUACUUGACACUCUUGUCUUAAAUCUGCUAGUGCGUCAGCAAUUAAACAAAAAAAAAAAUAUUCACCACGCCUAACAGUCAAAAAGAGAGCACAGCAAAUACGCUUCAGUAACGAUCUGCAUUGAUUUGGGUACUCGCAUUUGCAAGCACAAUGGACGGGACAAGCAUACAGGAAACCAAACAACAUCCUCAGUUACCUAAAGAGUUCGUUGAACGAGUUUUCCUUGGUUUCGCGUCUACGCAAGCUCUUUUCGCGGCGUGUAAACUCAAGAUCUUUGACUCGCUUCACGAGCAACCAAACUCAGCAUCUGGCCUCAGAGAAAAAUUAUCUACUGAUACACACUUGAUGGGUUUAACGAUGCUCUUGGACACUUUAGUAUCACUGCAACUGUUGCAUAAGGAUACCUCAGUGGUCCCAAAUCAGUACGAAAAUACGCCAGCGGCUGAUCGAUUCCUUGUGACCACAAGUAAGCAUUCAUUUACUGGUUUCGUGAAGUUUUUCAUGACGCAAGUUCAACCUAGAUUAACAACAGACAACCUUGUGCGCGCUAUACAAGAGGAAGAAACAGUAAUCGGCGAAACCUGGAAGGUCCUUUACCAAACCAAGGAGGAUAUACUGGUAUUCCACGAGGGCUUCGAUCAUCUGAUGAGUAUCGAGGCGCCGACACUCCUCUCGGCUUUCGACUUGGGCGGCUUCACACAUAUUUGUGAUCUUGGAGGUGGCACAGGCCGUUUGGCUUACGAAGCAUCUCAACUCUACCCAGACAAGAAGCUGACCGUGUUCGAAUUGCCUCAAGUGGUUGACGUAGCCGACCAGUUUAAGCCUUGUGCUGACGAUUACCCAAACAGAGACCACGUCAGCUUCAUCGGCGGGGACCUUUUCACCGAUGAUCUCCCUAAAGCAGACCUGUUCACCAUAGUAAGGAUUGUUCACGACUGGGGCGAGGAAAAGUCGGAUCUGCUGUUGGGGAAGAUUUUCAGGACUCUGCCGUCAGGUGGCGGAGUGCUCCUAGGAGAGAUACUGCUACCAGAGGACAAGACAGGUCACAUCACUGGCAACUUAAUGAGUAUGUUAAUGCUCGCGUUUGCUGAUAGUGGCUCUCGCGAGAGAACAGCACAAGAAUACAAAGAACUCUUCCAGAAACACGGGUUUGUCAACGUACAGGCUAGAACAACCGACGCUGCAUUUUGUGAUGCGGUCCUUGCCAUCAAACCAUAGAGGACAAUUGUCUUUGUCUCUUCGUCUUAAGGCCUGCAAAGUUGUGUUAGCGUCAUUAAACAACAGUGGAUAACUUUCUUUGAGCUGUCUAAGCUCCACAACGACUCAUCGAAGUUACUGUCUGAUCGAUCGUUUCUAGUCUAAUUCAUAAAAAAACAUGUUGACUCGUAGAAAAUAUGAAAUUCGAGCCGAAAAAAAUUAUUGUAUUUCCUUAAUCAAAGUAAAAUGUGUCUCUUAGUAAAUAUAGAACUCGCAUGGAAAUAACAAAAAUAAAAAUAAACAAUAGAUUUAUUCAUUUCAAAAA